Gryllus bimaculatus (two-spotted cricket) is the source of this 575-nucleotide messenger RNA. The record is from the annotation of a GenBank genome assembly. Lineage: Eukaryota; Metazoa; Arthropoda; Insecta; Orthoptera; Gryllidae.
UGAAUUUUUAAUUAAUGAAAUGGCCCAUCGCUUCUGGGCGGGGCCGGGGGCGGCGGCACCCGCCGCGCGUGCUGGCCAAGUCGCGGGAGCGCAUGGUGCUGAAGAACGGCGAGUGCAACAUCUCGCGGCGGCGCGUGCUCGGGUCGCAGCGCAUGCGCCUGGUGCAGGACCUCUUCACGUCCAUGGUGGACCUGCCGUGGCGCUGGAUCCUGCUCAUCCUCGGCAUCAGCUUCUUCGGCUCGUGGCUCUUCUUCGGCGAGAACAACUGGACGCCGUGCCUGACGGAGGUGUACAACUUCACGUCGUGCUUCCUGUUCAGUAUGGAGAACCAGCACACGACGGGCUUCGGCGGGCGCGCGCCCACCGAGGAGUGCCCCGAGGCCAUCUUCCUGAUGUGCGCGCAGGCCAUCGUGGGCGUGACGCUGCAGACGGCCAUGCUGGGCAUCGUCUUCGCCAAGAUCAUCCGCCCCAAGCAGCGCACGCGCACCAUCCUCUUCAGCGACAACGCCGUCGUCUGCCUGCGCGACGGCGCGCUCUGCCUCAUGUUCCGGCUGGCGGACAUGCGCAAAUAUUAA